Neolamprologus brichardi is the source of this 7612-nucleotide messenger RNA. The record is from RefSeq and is a predicted model, not a curated record. Lineage: Eukaryota; Metazoa; Chordata; Actinopteri; Cichliformes; Cichlidae.
CGGUGUCCACGUCAAACUUGACACCCUUCGCUACGGUCGAGUCGAUAAUGGCUGCAGUCGAGGUGGCACUUUUGGGUCGCUGUGGUGUUUAGACUUGCCAUAAAAACCGCUGAAUAUUCCUCUCAGGCUGACCGCAGACGACACAGACUCCAACAUAAAGUCGUCAUCUCAGGUAUUAGCUGUCAGACUUCGAUAUUAUGUCCGCCGGUCUUCAGGAACUACUUCGUGUGGACGACCAGCUGUCAUUAGCCGGGUUCUGUGCUUGCUAAAUGAGCUUCUGUCGGUUUGGAAAGCGACUUUGUCACGCAGGAAAGAAAUUGGAUUUUAGAAUUUACGGGUCCCCCGUGGCUGAGAGUCUCCAGCUGAGCUUGAUGAGCGAGCUAGCUGUAUUAUCUUUCGAGUCUACGCUAGGCUAGCUCCCCUGUUCUCCUCGGCCCUGCUUUGUUUUUGUUUGGUUUUUGUCUCCCCCGAAGAUGUCAUCGUGGUUGGGGGGAAUCGGCUCCGGCCUCGGCCAGUCUCUGGGCCAGGUUAGCGGGAGUCUCUCAUCUUUCACCGGGCAGAUAUCGAACUUUACCAAAGACAUGCUGCUGGAGGGUGUAGAAGAAGUAGGAGAUGCUGCCACGGAACUGCAGGUUUCCAAUUCCAAGUUGGCUGAAGUCGAGUCUGCUUUUGGUGCUCAGAAAUCUGAGGUUAGUCUAUUCACUCUUUUGUCCUUUCAGGUGGAGAUCAGUCACCUGAAAGCUCGGCAGAGUGGGCUUCAAGAAGAAGUCCAGAAGCUGCAGCAAUCAGCCCAGUCUGCUUCAGCUGGCCCUGCGAUGUUGCCCGUAACCACUACGUCAUCGUCCACUACCUCCUCUUCUGCUUCCUCUUUCCUGUCACGUCACCCAGGAUCUCACCAGGGCUUCCAUGGCGAAGAAAUGGACCUCAGCGACGUGAUCUGGUCGCAGCAAGAGAUCAACAGGCUGUCGACAGAAGUCAUGCGUCUGGAGUCGGAGGUAGCACACUGGCGACGAAUGUCUCAGGCAUCAACAGCAACAGGAGCUGGUAAUGGCAACCACAGUGAGAUUCUCAAGCUUCAAAGGACUAUUAAGGAGCUUCGAGAUGAGAUGAGUCGUGAGGUGGAUGAACACCAGCAUGAACUUGCAGCUCUGCAGGAUGCCCAGCGACAGAAGCUGGCAGAUGUCACCCGGCGACACAGGCAGGAGCUGGCAGAGUACGAGGAGAGGAUAGAGGAGCUGGAGGAACAGACUCAGAGUGGUGUUGGUCAGCCCACCUCUGUGUCAGACACCUCCAAGCUGCAUGAACUCCAUCAAACCAUACAGUCCCUGCAAGAAGCGGCGGAGCAGCGCGAGAAGCAGCUGGCCGAACUGUCUGCCAAUUUGGAGGAGGCACAGAAGAUACAAGCCUCACUACAGCUUGAGAAGGAUGACGCUCAGCAAGAGAAUACCGGGCUCCUGCAGAACUACACGCGGCUGCAGGCUUCCGUGGCCGAGCUCCAGACACGAGUACAAGAGCAGGAGGGGAAGGCUUUGCAAAAAGCCCAGCUAGACCAUGAGAUCCAAAUGUUAAGAAAUAGCUUGGAAGCUGCAGAAAAGGAAAUAGAGAGACUGAAAAACCUGGAUGAGGCAGAACCAAAGGAAGAAGUCGAGCAUGCAGACAUCUUAGAACUGAACACCAUUAUUGGAGCACUGAGACAAGAAAAGGAAGACUUAGAACAAGAAAAGCUUAAUCUGCAAGAAAGACUUAAAGUCGCAGAAGAACAACUAGUCAGCAGAAAUGAAGCUGAGUCUGAUUUGGAGUCAUUGGAUGAUUUGAAGGCAGAACUGGGCAGGAGAGAAAAGACCCUGAGAGCUACUGAGGAGGAGCGGGACACGCUGAUGUCUGAACUGGAGGAACUAGACCAACAAAAUCAGGAAGCUACUCAGCAUAUGAUCUCAGUGAAAGAGCAGCUCUCUGGACAGCUGAAAGAGGCUGAGACAGAGCUGAAAAGAAUGACUGCAGAGCUCAACACAUCCAAUGACCAGAAAAGGGCACUUGAGCAAGAGCUGGAGACCCAAAAAGAGAAAAUGAGCCAGAGUGCUUUUACCCUUAACGAACUGCAUAUGGGAAAACAACAGUUGGAACGGACAGUGAAAGAGCUAAAAGACAAACUGGGACACUCACAGGAGCAGAGCCGGGAUGCACGCAGAGAGGUCACCGAGCUAAAGAAGACCCUGCAGGAGAAAGAGGAGCUGUUAUCUGCUGCUAAAGCAAAACUUUAUGAAGGAGGGGAGAGAGCAAGUGAGGCACAGGGUGCUAAUGAGGCGCUAGCAGAGAAGGAGAGAGAGUUGUCAGACCUCAGGAGAGAAUUGGAUGAGAUGAGGCGCUCUCACGAGAAGGUGAUGUCUGAAGACUAUGAGUUGAAGGUGGAGAACAGGAGGUUCAAGGCGGACAAUGAGCAGACCUUGGGUAAAGUGGAAGAACUAACCAAGCAGCUGAAGGAAAGCCAGGGUGUUCUGAACAGGGUUGUGAGGGAGAAGGAUACUCGUAUUGAAGCUUUAAAACUGGAGAAAUACCAGCUCGAAGGUGAAUUGACGCAGGCUGAGAACAAACUAAAAGAACAGGUAAAACAGUACCAGCAGACCAUCGAGGAGUUAACUCGAGCUCGAUCUAUGGACGCUUCUGCUUUGCAGACUGAGCAUGAACGUGCCAUCAAACUAAACCAGGAGAAAGACAUGGAGAUUGCUCAGCUGAAAAGAGAUAUGGAGCAGGUGGCAGCUGACCACAGAGACACCAAUGAGAUGCUAUCAAUCACAGUUGCAGGGCAGCAGCAGCUGACGGAUUUGCUGCAAGAGAAAGAUGUCUUUAUGGACACUUUAAAACAAAAUGCUGCGGAUUUACAGACAGAGCUGGAUAAUAAGGUUUCAGUUUUCACCAAGGAAGUUGAAACGCUCAAACAGUCGCUAGAUGAAAAGGAUAAGCAGCUGGGAGGUAUGAAGGAGGAGAACAGCCAUCUGAAAGAGGAGAUUGACCGCCUCAGGGAUCAGCAGAGCAGACCUCAACCUCUGGCUGAGCCCAGGACUCUGGACAUCAUCACAGAGCUGGAGACGGAGAUCACCCAACUCAAAUCCUCCCGUAAUGCCCUGGAAGAGGAGGUCCAGACUCUGAGGAGAACCACUGAGGAACAGCAAGCUUCUCUACUUCUCUCUCAACAGUCUCUGCAGGCUCAACAGAGCGAGAUUGAACAGGCUCGUGCUCACCAUCAGCAGACAACACUAAACUAUGACAGACUCAUCCAGGCCAGAGACGAAGAGAUAACCCGCCUCCAGCAAGCUGUAGAGCAGCUUAGUGAGAGUCAGAGCAGAGCCAACUCUCCGUCUGUGCAGGGAGAGGUCAUCUUGCAGGAGGAAAAGACUCAGACCCUAAAUCAGGAGAAUGGCAAUGAGAAACAUGACCUGUCUAAGGUAGAUAUAGAAAGACUGGUGAGGGGCAUCAAGGAGAAAGAGACUGAGAUCACCCAGCUUAAUGAGAAGAACCUCUCACUGACCAGGCAGCUGGAUCAGCUGGUGGUUUCUCGUGAUGAAGUGGGAAAACUCUCACAGAUGAUCAUGCAGAAGGACCUGGAAAUUCAGGCACUUCAUGCCAGAGUUUCCAUGGGAGGCGGACACAGCCAGGAUGUCAUGUUCUUACAGCAGCAGCUACAGGCAUACGCUGUGGAGAGAGAGCAAGUGAUUGCCGUGCUUAACGAGAAGACCAGAGAGAACAGCCAGCUUCGGUCCGACUAUCACCGCCUCAUGGAUAUCAUGGCAGGAAAGGAAGCAGCCCUGUUGAAGCUUCAGCAGGAAAAUCAGCGCCUCUCUAACAUGAGCGAUCCCUCGGGAAGCCAGGAGAUGUUCAAGGAGACCAUCCAGAAUCUGUCUCGAAUUAUUAGGGAGAAGGACAUAGAGAUCGAUGCCUUGACCCAGAAGUGCCAAACGCUGGUGACAGUCCUGCAGUCCUCAGGAGGAGAGCCCGGUGCUGGCUCUGGAGGGGUCAGCAGCAACCAGUUUGAGGAGCUACUGCAGGAGCGGGACACACUGAAGCAGCAGGUGAAGAAGAUGGAGGAGUGGAAGCAGCAGGUCAUCACAACAGUCAAGAACAUGCAGCACGAGUCGGCUCAGCUGCACGAGGAGCUGAUCAAACUGCAGAGUCAGGUUUCUGCCGACAGCGACUGUAGCUCAAAGCUCUCAGUGGACUACGCUCGACUGGUCCAGAAUUACGAGCAGAAGGAAAGGAGAUUGGGAAGUCUGAGUCUGGAGCUCGCACAGGUUCAACAAACUAUUACCCAGCUCAGCAGCACAAAGGAUGUCCUGUUAGGUAAACUGGACAGCGUCACACAGACACCUGAAGUCACAGCCACUCAGUGUAGUGGCUCUUCUCUCAGUACUGAUGCUCCAAGCCAUCAGCCAGAUUCUGCUGUAAAAGAUGAGAAGAUGCAGCAAGAAGUUGUUCAACUAAAAGCACUGUUGACUGAAAAAGAAAACACGAUCAGGACUCUUCAAGAAAACAACCACAGACUCUCCAACUCCGCGUCUGCCUCAGAAAGCGAGCAGCGAAGUCAGGCAGAGGAGGCUCGACAGGUCAGAGAGAGACUAGAGGCCUUGCAGAGGUCUGUGAGGGAGAAAGACUUGCUCAUCAAAAGCAAAGGAGACCAACUAGCUCAAGUAAGUGAAGCACUGCGUAACCGUGAGAAUGACAACGAGGUUCUGAAGCAGGCGGUGACCAACCUCAAAGAGCGUGCGCUCAUUCUUGAGAUGGACGUGAAGAAGCUAAAGGAGGAGAAUGAGCUGGUUGCUGCACGCUCUCGAGAGAAAGAGUCAGAGUUUAGAGCUCUGCAGGAAACUAACAUGCAGGUUUCCCUCCUGCUGCGAGAGAAGGAGUUUGAACUGAGCGCGAUGAGCGAGAAGGCUGCCACUGUGGAGAAACUGCUCAAAGACAAAGAGCAGGGUAAAUCUGGUGAGCUGAAUCAGCUCCUGAACGAAGUGAAGUCCAUGCAGGACAAAGCUGUGGCAUUUCAGCAGGAGAGGGAUCAGGUGAUGAUGGCACUCAAGCAGAAGCAAAUGGAGACUGCGGCAUUACAGUCUGAGCUCCAACAUGUGAGAGACAAAGAGCACCGCCUAAACUUGGAGCUUGAGCGGUUGCGUAAUCACCUGUUGGAGAUUGAAGAUUCAUACACGAGAGAAGCCCUCGCUGCAGAGGACAGAGAGACAGAGCUGCGCAGGAAGGUGGCUCUGCUGGAUGAGAGACUGACGACAUCCUCAAGUGCUGUGGAGAGUGCCAGCCAACAGGCCAGCAUGCAGGUAGAGUCUCUGCAGGAGCAGUUAAUUGGGGUGGUGAAGCAGAGAGACGAUGCGCUGGCCCAACUCAGAACCUCUCAGGAACAAGUCAACCAGUAUGCAGUGUCACUCUCCAACCUGCAGAUGGUGCUAGAGCAAUUCCAACAAGAAGAGAAAGCCAUGUACUCGGCAGAACUUGAGAAGCACAAGAAGGAGAAAGAGGAGUGGAAAAGAAAAGCUCUGAAACUGGAGGACCAAGCUUCUGCUCUCCAGAUAAACCUGGAUGAAGCCAACGCUGCUCUAGAUUCAGCAUCUCGUCUCACGGAUCAGCUCGAUCUGAAGGAGGAACAAAUUGAGGAGCUGAAAAAACAAGUGGAUGUGAGGCAGGAGAUGCUGGAAGAGGCACAGAGGAAACUCAUGAACCUUUUGAACAGCACAGAGGGUAAAAUAGACAAGGUCCUGAUGCGUAACUUGUUCUUAGGAUACUUCCACACGCCCAAAACCAAGCGUGCCGAUGUGCUAAAGCUCAUGGGAAGUGUCUUGGGUCUAAACCGAGAAGAUGUUGAAAAGAUGCUGGAGGAGGACAGGGGCCACGGUGUUACUGGAUGGGUAUCAAACUGGUUGGGAGGCAGAGGAGCACAAAGUGUCCCAAACACUCCACAGAGACCCACCAGUGGCCAAGGGCUCAACUCUUCCUUCUCAGAGAUGUUUGUGAAAUUUCUGGAGAUGGAGUCGACUCCGUCUCUGCCUGCACCAAAGCUUCCGGUUCAUGACAUCAAGCCUCUGAGCGCCCCACCUGCGGGAAGAACCAGCAGCGGCACUUCCAGCAUGGCCGCAGGGGCUCCAGUUUCCCUGAAGCGAGUCGGUGAUUCCAAUCCGUUCCUGGCCCCUCGCUCUGCAGCGGUGCCUCUGCUGGCUGGUUCCGGCUCUGGGGGCCCAGGAGGCCACCUGCUGAUGAAGCCCAUCUCUGACACCCUGCCCACCUUCACUCCUGUGCCAGUCUCAGCUGAGGCCAGCGGUGGAGCCGUGCUCAAAGACUUGUUAAAGCAGUGAUCGGCCCUGUGAGGAGUGCAACACAGAUGUCUUAAUUUAGCCAACACAAGUUUUACACUACAAAGACUGAGAUUUUGGAGCAGAUCUGCUUCUUUUUGCUGCUUUCUUUACUUUCUGCAAAAAUAAAUGAGCAGAGCGUUCACAAAGGCUUAAUGUCACCAUUUCGGGGAGAUGAUUAAAACGAAGUUAUUAGUUCUUUGGGGUUUUUUUAGAUUCUGUUUCACUUGCAAUUACUGUUCUAUGCAACAGACUCUCCCUUUACACACCAGUGAAAGUGUUUCCCACUCAGAAUUAUUGAUAAGUGAUCAAUGGUGAGACUCUACCUUCAAAAACGAUGCAGGAUCGGAGCGUUUUAAAGUUUUGAGUCAUUCAGAGUGAGAGUUUUCAAAGAUCUGGUCAUCUGAGUUACAUUAUGAUUUUUAUUUAUCGCACCACAUCUGAACACAAGUGACCUUUUUCAGCUCCGUCUGCGCAGUACAAUACAAGUGGGCUGAAUCUAGUCAUCACCUCUGUUAGCAAGAGGAAGCACGUCCUUCACAGGACAACUUUUUAUUUGUUGAAUACUUUUAUUUUUCUUUUCAACAAUGCAGUGAGCUGUUUCUUAUCCAGGACUCGCCUGAAACACUCUGGCAGCAGCAGCCUGCAUAGAGAUUUAUGUGGUUUCAGUACAUCUGUUAAAACCAUAAAGACAUUUCUGCAGAAAUCUUGUCUUUUCCAGACGGCUAGACUGUGAUAUGCAAUAAGCGUUGUAAUUAUGGCUAUAACUGCUGACUGCGGUUGAUCGGAAGCUUGAGACUGCUCUUAUGUUUAAGUACAGUACUAUUAUAUAGUUAUAUAUAUGUGUAAAAAUGGGUGGUGUUAUUUUGUUUUCUAUUUAUAGGCACUGAGGAUGUUGUGGAAGUAAAAAAGUGCCUGUCUUUUUUCCUAAUUUCAUAGUUGUAUAAUCAGGAUUGUAAAAAAUAAUAUAAAAAAAUAUAUUUACAAAAUUGCACAUUUAGAAGGACCACAGUAGCGGAAACUGCUCUACAUUUUUGUAUAGACAUCAAUCAGCUGCUGCAGAAGGAAUGUUACAGGGCUUCUCCAGGUGUAAUGAUUAAAUGUACAAACUGUAAAUCCUCCUUAAAAAGAAUUUUUGUAGAUGUAAAAUCUGAAACACUUGGGCGUCUAAAAGGAGUCGGGUUGCCUCAGACUUUGAUGAGCUUUACUUAAGUUUAGUACCCGUGAAUUAAUUGGAAUUUUAACAUCAAAUAAAGGUACCACUGCUG